Salvelinus sp. IW2-2015 is the source of this 5715-nucleotide messenger RNA. The record is from RefSeq and is a predicted model, not a curated record. Lineage: Eukaryota; Metazoa; Chordata; Actinopteri; Salmoniformes; Salmonidae.
GGAGGAGGGAGAGGAGGAGGGAGAGGAAGAGAUGGAGAGAGAGGGGAAGGGAGAGGAAGAGCUGCAGACGGUGGCGCUCCUCAUGUUCGUCCAAUGGGGUACAAAACGUUGGAGGAGCUCUCAGGGAAAGAACCUUCAGAAAUAGCCAUUACCCUUGCCUCCAGUUAUGGACUGCAAGCUCUACUCGACGAGAGAGAGAUGCGAAAGGACCUCGUUCAGCUCCUCUGCCAAGUUCUCUGCAAGGCCUUCUUGUCCAAAACUGACCGUCAAACUUUACAGCACUUGGCUGGCUUAAUCAAGCAUUCUGGAUUCCUCCGAACCAUUCUGCCCCAUUAUGUGAUGGGAAUGGGGUCAGAGUUCGACCUCACCCGCCGGGAACAGUACCCCCAGCACUUGGACAACAUCAUGACCCUUCUCGCUGAGGUGCUCAGGAUAUUCCCGGCUAGCUCGAUCCAGGCCGUGUCCAUGAUAGUGGCCCUCUUCAGACCAGUCAUCAACAGCCUGCGAGCCGUGGGGGUGGAUGUCCUGGAGCAGACGGAGGAGAGCCUGGAGAGGAUCCAGGUCCUGGUGGAGCACCUCCAGGASAGAGCCAGGGAGGGCACCCUGAAGUCGGACAACUACUCCUUCAUCACCCCCCAGGAGGACGCCCCACCUGGGGAGGCCGACUUCAGGACCCUGCCCAUCUACCCCACCCCCGAGGAGUUCCACCAGGAACAGAGGCCCUUCCUCAGGCCCAACCUCAUCUUCAAACGCUAUGACAGCGGACUGCUGUACCUGGACACGCACUUCCGGCUCAUGCGAGAGGACUUUGUGAGACCUCUUCGAGAGGGCAUCCAGCAGCUGCUUCAGACCCAGCAGGACCUGGGCAAUAAAGACAUUCCUUUGAGGAAGAGGCGCUUCGAUGACAUCACAGUGUACUUUGACACGCGACUGGUGGUUCCAAUGUGCACCCGGUCUGGUUUGGCCUAUAAGGUCCAGUUUGACUCCAAACCUCUUAAGUUUGUCCGCUGGCAGAACUCCAAGCGGCUGAUAUACGGGUCCCUGGUCUGCAUGUCCUGUGACAACUUUGAGACCUUCCUGUUUGCCACUGUGUCAGACCGGGACCCCAAGGAGCUAGAGAAGGGCUUUGUCCAGAUCAUUUUCUCAACGGAGAGCAGGCGAGCCCUAGCCGGAGUGGAGGCCCACCAGUCCUUCCUCAUGGUGGAGACAACCGCCUACUUUGAGGCCUACCGCUACGUCCUCGAGGGGCUGCAGGAGCUGGAAGUAGAGGAUCUGCCCUUCCAGAGGUAUAUAGUGGAAUGUAGCUCAGAGGUCCACCCUCCUGCCUACCUGCCAAUGGGGGAUACGUAUGACCUGUCUGCUAUUGCGGUGCCUGAGUUUAAGAGCAGCCGCUUCCACACCCUGGAUCCUGAAGCCUGGCCCAUGGAGCAGCUGGGAUUGGACGAGUCCCAGAUGAGAGCCCUUCAGCUUGCCCUCACCAAGGAGCUGGCAAUCAUCCAGGGACCCCCAGGCACAAUGCUGGUGGUUUGUUAUACCAACCACGCUCUAGACCAGUUCCUGGAAGGCAUCCACAAGUUUUUACCAGACGGUAUUGUAAGAGUGGGUGGGCGAAGCAACAGUGAGGCCCUGAAGCGUUUCACUCUGGGGGAGCUGAAAAGGUCCCAUGACUUCCGCCGCAGACUACCGCAACAUCUUCGCCGUGCCAACAGUGAGAUCUAUGAUGCACUGCGGACCGAGGAGACUAAGAUCCAGACUCAGUCUGUGCAGCUGGAGUGCAGUCUGCGAGGCAUUCUAAGGGAACAGUUCCUUCAAAGGUUCAUCUCAGAGGAGCACUGGGACAGCCUGUCCCUCCAGCCUGCACUGGAUGGUUUUGAGAGCUAUGGUGGGAAGAAGCCGUCUAUGAUAAUGGAGUGGCUGGGGUUAGGUUCCACUGCCUUCCAGCAGAGGACACCACAUCCUCAAAAUGACAAUGCAGAUGGGGAAAUGGACGAAGAUGAGGAGGAGGAGGACCUGAUCGAGAUAGCGGAGGAGGCAGARCUGAUCCAGGCGGAACGCUUUGUAGAAGUCUCAGACAUGCAUCAUAGUCACGAUGAUGAUCGAAGAAAGAUGGAGGAGACAGUCAGGGAUAUGGCGGAAAUGAUGCUGGCRAUGAACCUGGAGAACACUCAGAUACAUGCAGAGCAGAGUGAAGAAGGCUGGGAGAUACAGCGGGUGCAGAAGAGGAAGAUGAAACAUCGUAUUAGGAGAGAGCUGGGCAGCAGCUCAGCCAUGAGUGAAGAUGAGGUAGACACCAUUCUGGAUGUGUGGACUCUUAGUCUGCCAGACAGAUGGAGACUGUACCGGUUAUGGGUYGGGCGUUAUCGGACGGAGCUGCGUAUGCGAGCCCAGCAGGCAGAGCAGGACUAUCAGGACGCUGCCGAGCGUCUGGCUGAGAUUCGUCUCCGUGAGGACUUAUGUGUCCUGAAGGACGCCAAGGUCAUCGGCAUGACGACCACGGGGGCUGCUAGAUGGCGCAAAGCUUUGCAGGAAGUGCGCCCCCGCCUAGUGAUCGUGGAAGAGGCAGCAGAGGUACUGGAGGCCCACACCAUCACCACUCUGAGCCAAGCCUGCCAGCACCUCAUUCUCAUUGGAGACCAUCAACAGCUCCGGCCCAGUGCAACAGUGUUCGAACUGGCCAAGAACUUCAAUCUUGAAGUGUCCAUGUUUGAGAGGCUGAUCAAGAUGGACUUUCCAUACGUCAGACUUAACUACCAGCAUCGCAUGAGGCCAGACAURGCCCGUCUCCUGGUCCCGCACAUCUACUCUGAGCUAGAGAACCACCCCUCAGUGAUGAACUAUGACAAUGUUAAGGGUCUUCUCUCCAACAUGUUCUUUGUGGAGCAUACCUACCCGGAGGAGGAGAUCAGGGAUGGAAAGAGUCGCCAGAACCUCCACGAGGCCCUCUUCGUGGUAGCGUUGUGUCGCUACCUCCUGUUACAGGAAUARCAGCCGUCCCAGAUCACCAUCCUCACCACUUACACUGGCCAACUCCACUGUCUGCGCAAACUCAUGCCAGCCAAAGAGUUCAAUGGGGUCAAAGUUCAUGUUGUUGACAAAUACCAAGGAGAGGAGAAUGAUAUUGUCCUGCUGUCGCUGGUUCGAAGUAACAAAGAGGGGAAGGUGGGCUUCUUGAACAUCCCCAACCGCGUCUGUGUGGCCCUGUCACGGGCUAAGAAGGGUCUCUACUGCAUUGGAAACAUGGCCAUGUUGGGAAAGGUCAAGCUUUGGAGCAACAUCCUGCACACACUGCGAGAGAAAGACCAAGUGGGCCCUGCCCUGACKCUGUGCUGCCAGAACCACCCUGAGCGACACAUUAAAGCAUUCUGCGGAGACGACUUCAAACAUGCUCCUGAGGGAGGCUGCAACCUGCCCUGCGAGUUCCGCUUGAACUGUGGUCACGUGUGCUCCAGUGCUUGCCACCCGUACGACCAAGAGCACAAGAAGUACACAUGUAACAAGAAGUGCCAGAAGGUCCUCUGUGAGCUGGGGCAUCGAUGCCAACUUCUGUGCUACCAGAAGUGCCCUACCGACUGCCUUACGCGGGUAGAGAAAAUCGUACCGCGGUGCCAGCACAAGCAGAUGGUGCCCUGUCACCAGGCUCCAGAGCGAUURGUGUGCCAGGAGCCCUGUCAGAAGAAGCUGGUGUGUGGCCAUCUAUGUGCCACGGUGUGUGGGGAGUCCUGCACCACCACCUGCAUGGCAACAGUCACCUUGGAGCUCAAGUGUGGACACAAGCAAGAAGGUCCCUGUCAUUAUAGGAGAUCUACAGUACAGCCGGACUGCAGGGCACCUUGCAAACAUAUUUUGAAGUGUGGCCACCCCUGUCCUGGUUCCUGCCAGAGGUGCCACCAGGGCCGCUUCCACGUGGGCUGUUUCCACCGAUGUGAUAAGCUCCUAGUCUGCUCCCACAAGUGUCGGGAGCCCUGUACACGUGACUGCCCUCCCUGUCCAAACCSCUGUGAGAAUCGCUGCAUCCACAGUGCCUGUAGGAAGCCCUGCGGCCAGCCCUGUGCCCCCUGCAUAGAGCCCUGUGCCUGGCAGUGUCCUCACCAGGGCUGCAGCAAGCUCUGCCAUGAGCCUUGUGACCGUCCACCAUGCACCCAACCCUGCACCAAAACCUUGCAGUGUGGGCACCCCUGCAUCGGCCUGUGUGGAGACCCCUGCCCCAACAAGUGCCGUGUUUGCCACCACGAGGAUGUUAUGGAGAUCUUCUUUGGUACGGAGGACGAUGCUGAGGCCUGCUUUAUUCAGCUGGAGGACUGCSGACACAUCUUUGAGUCCACGUCCAUGGACAAAUACAUGGGGAUGGAUGACAACCAGCAGGCUACCGAGGAGCAGCURGCAGUAAAGUUGAAGGAGUGCCCCAGGUGUCGCACUCCCAUCCGCAGGAAUCUCCGGUAUGGGGCUUACGUCAACCGGAGUCUGGCGGUAAUUGAGAAAGUGAAGGAGAAGAUUAAUGGAGCACAGUCAGAUAUUGAGGCGCAAAAGGCGGUCCUUAAGCAGCAAUGGAUUGACAAGGAGGACUUGCAAGGGUAUCUACCGACYGAGUACAUACAGAUCAGGAAAAAACUAAGUGCCUCCCACCUCACAGCUAAGGAACUGUGGAUCACGGAAAACAAGAUGGCCUCCCUUGAGAGAGUUGGCAAGUUGCUGAAGAUUAGUAGGCAGCACAUGUCAAGUGGGGAAGCUUUCCACUUUGAUGAGAAAGUCGAAGAGUUCCUGAGGUGGCUGAUGGAUUGUAACCAGAAGUUCUCGGAGCAGCAGGCUUCUGAUCUGCAGAGCGAGCUACAGAGGCUGUCCUUUUUGGCCGAGCUCAACACCCGCUGCAAGAUGGGUAAGGACACAGGUCGUGGGGUCAAGGUUCAGGCUGAGGUCACAGCCAUAAGGGAGGUUCUGGAGAGAAUGCAGCCAUUCACUCUGCAAGACGAAGACUUGGUAAAGCAGGCACUGAAAGACUUGGCUGAAAAGCUACCAAGCUCUGGCCUGGGGAUCAGUGAUGAUGAACGAAAGAUGAUACUCUCAGCCAUGAGUUUGCCUAAAGGCCACUGGUACUCCUGCCCCAACGGUCACGUCUAUGCCAUCGGAGAWUGUGGAGGCGCCACGAUGAGCCGUAACUGCCCAGAGUGCAAUGCUACGAUUGGUGGAGCAGACCAUGCUCUGGCAAGUGGCAACAGAGUGGCAUCAGAGAUGGAUGGGGCACAACACGCUGCGUGGUCCGAAGGUAACAAUAUGCUGAACUUUGGUCUGAUGAACCUUGCUGAUUAAWAACAGAUUAUUUUCUCUGUUUAAUUUGUGACUUCAUGACCGAUGUGACAGUUAUCAUAAUUUGCACUCCAGAAAGCGUUGCUGUAUCAAUUGAUCUACUAAAAUGCUGAAAUUACUGUAAAUGAUUCAUUGAAUGUGAUGAAAUCAAUCUGCUUUGUGAAUAUAAUAUUUCUUGUUUUUUUUAAAAAGUGAUAUCACUCCAGAGUACAAUAUUGUAUUUUCAACCCAAUGUACAAUUAUGAAUUAUGCAAAUGUUUAGGCAGGAUUGUUGGCCCUCAACAUUUAGACACCUGUGUGUAUUUUUCCAGUCCCACCAAUAGAUGGCAGCAGUGUAUUGUUAAUUUAACAAAGAGUUGGCUUGAGCUGUGCAAUAUGUUUUUUUCUAAUAAACAAAUCUGAGAUGAUCCCAUA